Messenger RNA from Trichogramma pretiosum, 2850 nucleotides. It is a transcript of the gene Ssrp, whose product is annotated as FACT complex subunit Ssrp1. The transcript has 12 exons. Lineage: Eukaryota; Metazoa; Arthropoda; Insecta; Hymenoptera; Trichogrammatidae. The record is from RefSeq and is a predicted model, not a curated record. Gene Ontology annotation, cellular component: nucleus; FACT complex. Gene Ontology annotation, molecular function: nucleosome binding; DNA binding; histone binding. Bases 321 to 2498 code for a protein of 725 amino acids.
UUUUCAGCCGUCCAAUAAACACGAACUAUAUAGGUAAUUCAAACGUCCACGACGAGAGCCGGUGGCGCUUGGCCCACUACACAGUGCACUGCUGCUGCUGCUGCUUCAGCUUGACGUUAUUCUUCUUUGGUUACGGAAACGCGCGCGCGUUAGUUUGCUUGCGCUGCUGUUCAAUUUGUUUGGCAAUCAACUCUACAGCUUUGCCCGUUGAAUCGUUGAAAAGUACGCCGGAUAGCUGGUGAAUCUCGACUCGAUCGAGUCAACGACGCUCUUGGUUAACGAUAUCGCACAUCUUCUCUUCGGAUUAAUCCGCAACAAACAUGGAUUUCUUGGAGUAUCCCGAUAUAACCGCUGAGGUUAAGGGCGCCAUGACGCCUGGAAGAUUGAAGCUGACCGAUCAGCACUUGAUCUUCAAAAACUUGAAAACUGGAAAAGUUGAGCAAAUUCCAGGCUCUGAUAUGGAAAUGGUCAAUUUCCAAAAGUUUGUGGGUACUUGGGGACUCAGGAUAUUCUUGAAGAAUGGAACUUUGCACAGAUUUCGAGGAUUCAAAGAUAGUGACCAGGAAAAAAUUGCCAAGUUUUUCAAAACCAACUACAAAAAAGAUAUGUUGGAAAAAGAGCUGAGUUUGAAGGGUUGGAACUGGGGCACAGCUAAAUUCUGUGGUUCAGUAUUGAGUUUUGAUGUUGGUCAUCAUACUGCUUUUGAAAUUCCUCUUUAUGACGUUUCACAAUGCACUACUGGCAAAAAUGAAGUUACACUGGAAUUUCAUCAAAAUGAUGAUGCCCCUGUUAGUUUAAUGGAGAUGCGAUUCCAUAUUCCAGUUAGUGAUAAUAGUGAGAAAGAUCCUGUUGAAGAGUUUCAUAAAGAAGUUAUGGAGAAAGCGUCUGUCAUCAGUGUUAGUGGUGAUGCAAUUGCUAUCUUUAGAGAAAUUCAAUGCCUUACACCUCGUGGUCGCUACGAUAUUAAGAUUUUCAAUUCAUUCUUCCAACUUCAUGGAAAAACCUUCGACUACAAAAUCCCCAUGUCUACUGUUCUCAGGCUCUUUUUGCUGCCACAUAAAGAUAGCAGACAGAUGUUCUUUGUCGUAAGUUUAGAUCCACCAAUCAAACAGGGUCAAACAAGGUAUCAUUACUUGGUUAUUCUUUUUAAUCAAGAAGAAGAGACAUCCAUUGAACUACCUUUCACAGAGAAAGAGUUGUCUGAAAAAUAUGAAGAUAAGCUUACUAAAGAAAUUUCAGGACCUACUUAUGAAGUUUUAGGGAAAGUUAUGAAAGUCAUUAUUAAUCGAAAACUUACUGGUCCUGGAUCAUUUGUUGGUCAUUCUGGAACUCCAGCAAUUGGCUGUUCAUUCAAAGCUGCUGCAGGUUACUUAUAUCCAUUGGAAAGAGGAUUUAUUUAUGUUCACAAACCCCCUAUUCAUAUUCGAUUUGAUGAAAUUGCAUCAGUGAACUUUGCCAGAGGAGGUGGUUCCACUAGAUCUUUCGAUUUCGAAAUUGAACUGACUACUGGAGUUAUUCACACAUUCAGCAGCAUAGAAAAAGAAGAAUAUGGAAAACUUUUUGAUUUUAUUAAUAAUAAAAAACUUCGCGUUAAAAAUAGAGGCAAAAGUGAUAAACCAAGCUAUAAUGAUGACUUUGGUGGUAGCGAUCAAGAAGAUGAGCCUGAUGCUUAUCUAGCUAGAGUCAAAGCUGAAGCUAAAGAAAGAGAUGAUGAUGACGAUGACGAUGAUGAAUCUACUGAUGAAGAUUUCAAACCUACUAAUGAAGAAAGUGAUGUAGCUGAAGAAUAUGACAGUAAUCCUAAUGAUACAUCAGAUAACAGUGAUGCUUCAGAUGCAUCUGGCGGAAGUGGCAAGAAAGAAAAAGAAAAGAAGAAGAAGAAAGAAAAAUCUGCCAAGACAGUGUCAGAGAAGCCUAGAAAAUCUAGAAAAUCUAAGAAAGAAAAAGAUGAGAACAAACCAAAACGACCUCUGAGUGCUUACAUGAUAUAUAUGAAUAGUGUAAGGGAUGAAAUCAAAGCAAAAUAUCCUGACAAGAGCAUGAUAGAAAUUACCAAGAAGGGUGGUGAAAUGUGGAAAGAAUUAAAAGAUAAAUCAAAAUGGGAAGAAAAAGCAAAAGAAGCAAAAGAAGAUUAUCUCAAAGCCAUGGAAGAAUACAAAGCCAAUGGAGGAAGUAGUAGUUCAAAGAGUGCAGAAACUAAGAGUAAACCAGCCAAGAAAUCAUCAUCGUCAUCAUCAUCUAAGAAGAAAGACACGAAAAAAGAUUCCCCAAAAGUUUCAUCAUCUACUGGCUUUAAGAGUAAAGAAUUCAUCAGUGAUGGUGACAGCAGCAGCGAUGAUGAUGACCCCAAACAAAAAAGAAAACAUUCUUCCAGUGAAGCAGACAGUGAAGAAGAUAAAAAAGCUGCAAAGAAGGUGACGAAAAAAGCGAAGAAAGAAAGUGAAUCUGAAGCUAGUGAAGAAGAAUCUGAAGCCAGCAGUGGAGCUGACAGUGACUAAGACUUUCUUUAUAUGCUGGAUGUAUAAUCAGAGUAUUAGUAUAACUAUUAUCAUAAUGUACAAAGUUGUGAUUUAAAUUUGAAAUAUUUUGAUUUCAAAUUGUAAAAAUCUUCAGUUUUUUUACCUAAUUUACGUAUUUGUGUAUUUAAAAUACUUGUGUAUUAUUAAGUUCAAUUUCAAUUUUAAUUUUCCACAGUUAAAAUGGAGUCUUUUCAUAGGGUUAAUAAAUGUUAAAAAUCGGACAUAAUAUGGUUUCUUAUUACAAUAUAUUUUAUAACAAAGCAAUUCUGAAAUUUGUCUACAAAAAAUUACUAUUCUACUGUUUAUGUGAUAAAAGUAAUAUACACGAAAA